Molecule: messenger RNA, 2261 nt
Organism: Xylaria bambusicola
Lineage: Eukaryota; Fungi; Ascomycota; Sordariomycetes; Xylariales; Xylariaceae
Exons: 5
Coding region: 141-1880 (579 amino acids)
Cellular component (GO): SAS acetyltransferase complex
Molecular function (GO): histone acetyltransferase activity
Source: RefSeq, a predicted model, not a curated record
AUUUACAGGUCAAUUGGUCUCGAAAGGAGGUGAAGAGACUGCGAAUUCAAUCAUUAAUGCAGCACGGCGAAAAAAAUUAUGAAUAGCAAAUAAGCAUCCUGUCUCGCAUCAGAAAACGACCACAUCGAGAGCUACGUCCGAUGGCCAUCACUUUCUCGCGACCAUCCGAAGCCUUCCAGCGCCUACAUCUGAACCCGAAACACGCUCACCUGGCACAGCAGCAGGAAGAACAACAACAACCGCACCAACGCCUGCCCCCGUGGCCGACUGCUGCUCGUAUGAAGCGCCCACUUGAUCCCAUUGACAACCUGAGCGACCCUCUCAAAGCCAAGAGGACACGUAUUGCCGUGGAGAUUUUCGCGAGACCGCUGGCUCAAGCACUCGGCCCUUCUAAGCCCAUCCUAGUGAACCGUCAGCGUUCCACCACCCAGCCCGUGCAAAUCGCGUCGUCCCAGAAACCCGACAGACCCUCUCCGAUCGCCACCAAUCCCCUCCUCCCACCUGUGCCUUCACCCACUUCCGCUCCUACGCCCACACCUACGCCUGCUCCCACCACGGCUCCUCCCCCUUCCACAAUAACGACGACGGCGCCGACAAACAAGGACCAUGGCCUCACGAGACACCAAGAGAAGGUUAUCAAUGGCAUCCGGCACGAAUUGGGCCGUUUGCAACCGAGUGCUGCCGACACUAGCUCUGCCACUGGCCCGUCCGGUCGCAAGCUGCGCUCUCAGGAGGCGACCCGCUUCAAGAGUGAACUCUCGGCUUAUUUCCCCGAAUAUGACGAGGUGAUUGGGAAUGAUCCCAAGGAACAACACUUGCUCAAUACUGAUACACCUAUCAUUGUCUAUGAUAGGGAAGACGAGCCAUUGGAUUCUACGGCGACUACCGCCGCCCCUAAUCAAACUCUAGAUCCCUUCGACCAACGGCCUCAUUUUUCCAUGGUGCGAGUGUACAACGAUCGUCUGUUUACUGAUUUGCAAAAUUCCCCAAUCAUCAACUUGGACUUCUUGAAAGCAGAAGACAGCGCCAAUGUAUUAGAAGACCCUUUGCCGGAUUCACAUUAUGCACCGGCGCAUAGGAGGGCUGAGAGAUUAGAAAAGUCUAUCAGAAACACAGAAAGAGGCCGUGCCCAGCAUGAGAAGGAUCAGAUCAUUCGACUGCUUGGCGAACUCCAGGGCCACGAUUGGCUGAGAACCAUGGGUGUCAAUGGAGUAACUGAAAGCCGCAAAAAAACUUUCGAGCCUGCUCGUGAUCAUUUCAUUAAAGGGUGUCAGGCUAUACUCGAUAAAUUCCGCUUAUGGAGUCAAGAGGAAAAGAGACGAAAGCUCGAACGGGAACGCGCACUAGCAGAGGAGACAGCCGACGAGGAAGAUGAGGACCAACAGCAAAGUAGUGAAAGUGAAAGUGAAAGUGAAGGUGACAGCAGCGGGGAAUCCGGCAGUAUGGACGACGUUGACAUGGUAGACGUCGAAGAUGCUAGCGAAGGUGAUCUUGCUCCUGAAGGUGAGCUUCCCGAGUACAGCGAUGUCGAUGCUGCCGCGCGCCAGCUUCAAAACGAAGCCAUGGAACGUGCUAGGUAUGCAGCGUCAUCUUCUCCUCGAAGGAAUCGUGGCGAGCCCCCACCUGCUAUAAUCGACCUUACGCCCCGAGAGUUCACUUCCUUCUUCGAAAAGAAGCACCAAAGGGACGCGGCGCUUAAUAAAGGGCGGCGGAAGGGCAGGACUGUUCUCGCUUGGGGCCAGCCGAUCCCUGAUAUGAGUGAGGAUGAUUUCGUACUGCCUGAUUUCUGCCUGGAUGAAGAUACCCUGAAAGCACACGAGAGGCAGAAGAGGCGGGAUAGACGCCAGCGCAGGCAGGAUGGUACUACAGUAAACGCAUAGCUCUAAAUGCUAUGGCCAACUGUAACAUGAUGUACAACUAGGUGUGACAGUACGAUGUGCGUACAAGACGCAAACAAUAAUUGAAGCCUCCCAAGAUAGUGGGAUUUGUUGCCUUCUAGUGAGACCUUUCCACAUCCGCUCCUCUUUACCUAUCCUCAACAGACCGUAGGACGGGAAGGAUCUAUUCAGCCCUGCCUGAUCAAGUAAUUCCUUGGACUGAGACAUGCCUGCGAUUGGUUUUAAGGAUUUUGCUUUUUCUGGGGAAAAAUUGGCCAUGCUGCAUCUGAUUUUCCUGAUGAUCGGCUGGUAGGCAGCCAUAUAUCCCUUCGAAGCGUGGCAACCACCUACGGAGUACUUACUGUCUAGGUAAGUUGUUGUCUU